AUGGGACAACUCACAAAGGACCUCCCUCCUAGUCUGGACGACGUCGAGUAUGAUAUAUCGCUGCCUGGGUUAGACGACCUAGGUUUCCGUCCCGUUCAAGACGAAGAGGACCUUCGAGGAACGGCCGUCGCACUCCUCCUUAGCGAAGCAGUCCCAGAAUACGGGUUCCGAUCAGUCCCAGUAUUACCAGUCACUGAGCCUCAAUGGACCGAUCCAGCUGGCAGCAUGGAAGCGUUCGAGGAAUGGAUGCAUCCAUUCAAACGGGGCGGCCAGGCGUUUCGUAGCCGUGGUAGUGGCUGGCGUCUCGAUCCGAUAGGCCUGGGACCCGAAUGGGCUGAUGUUCAGGCAUCAUGCGACGGCGGAAGAGCAUUGCCACUCGACCCUUUUGAGCGCGAAACGGUGUGGAUUUUGCGAAACCUUACCACGAGGGAGUAUACGCGUGAAGACGACAAGAGCUUCGGAGAUCUCGAGCAUCGCCUUCUCUCCCGUAUAUGUUGGUCGACCGAGAUAGGCUCGCGGAGCUGGGUUGGGCCGAAGUCUUUGUAUAAUGGAGCAUGGGCCGGACACAGCUUCGACGUCGUUCCCCUCCAGGAUCGAGAGCUCGUAGAAGGACCGGAUGGGAAGGUCGUGAGGGUCUAUGGCUGGAAAGAUGUGACCGAUGCCAUCAGACGGGAGAUGGAUGAUAUUAUUAAUCGCGCACCUCAUUUGGUGUCUAAGUAUCUUGAGACAGGCAUCUGA
Messenger RNA from Stereum hirsutum FP-91666 SS1, 738 nucleotides. RefSeq lists its product as uncharacterized. NCBI's taxonomy places the organism in Eukaryota, Fungi, Basidiomycota, Agaricomycetes, Russulales, Stereaceae. The record is from RefSeq and is a predicted model, not a curated record. The transcript is spliced from 2 exons. Bases 1 to 738 code for a protein of 245 amino acids.